AUGGUUUGGAUUCAUAAAGAUUAGUUACCGCACACCACCUGUUUGAUGAAAUGCCCGCAGCACGCUGCAGCGACGUCUUCUUCUCCUCUCUUCGCGGGCGCUCGCCGGUCCACGCUGCCACCCAUAAAUGUUGACAAGUCACCGUCUAAAAGGUUGUCCCAGAAGAUGACUGCAAAGAAGGCUGCCAAUAAAGAGCUGAAAGGGAUGAUGAAGACUGUCAGGAUUGAAGAUAUAGAUAGCAUGCACGACGAGAUGAUGGAUCUUAUGGAUGCGAGCAAUGAAAUACAAGAAACUCUUGGUAGAAGCUACAAUGUCCCAGAUGACAUCGAUGAGGAGCAACUUAUGGGCGAGCUUGAUGCUUUGGAAGCCGAUAUGGACUUUGAAUCGAAUUCAGUCCCAUCGUACCUCCAACCAGACAAGGAGACUGAUCUUGAUUCGGAGCUUAACUUACCUGCUGCACCAAGUGGUCAUGCAACAAUCCCGGCGAACCGGCAACAGGAGGAUGAACUGGGACUGCCUACCGUGCCACACGCAUCAAUUCCCCCUGGACAGGAGGGUGAAGUGGGACUACCUAGAAUACAGUAGCACACACAUAGAUUCAAAUCUAUAUCCCACAGUGUUGGUUUGAUCUUGACGUAAAUGGCCGACGCCUUGGUUUGUGCAUGGACAGAGCAGAUUCGUUGUGUCUUUCCUCGUACUCCCUCCCUUUCUAAAUAUAAGCCCUUUUAGAGAUUUCAAUACGGACUACAUACGGAGGUAUAUAGACAUAUUUAAAGUGUAGAUUCACUCAUUUUGCUCCGUAUGUAGUCUGUAUUGGAAUCUCUAAAAAAGCUUAUAUUUAGGAACGGAUGGAGUAUAUAACACAACGAUUCGCUGUACACCCUGUUGUUAUCAUGUCUGUGAUGGCACAAGUUGAGUUGAAUUUCGAUGUAGUUUUUAGGUUGAAUUGGUAUCAAAUUCCUAAGGCUGGUGGUUUGGCUGAGACGAGAGAUGCAACAGAGUGGCUGAGAAAGGAAGACUGCUCAGCUUUGUGCCGGAAGGAAAGAGUGCACACACAUCUGUCUCUUUAAUAAAAAGAAGUGCGCACACACACACACUUCAGUUCGACGAAAAAUCUCAAAAAACUGUAUAUACCUCUUCCUCAAAGUAAAAGACCAUCUACUUGCUCACCUGCUGCCAAAUACUCCUUACGUCUGUAUUUACUUCGCAUAUUAGCUUUUUCUCAAGUCAAACUUUGUAAAUUUUGACCAAAUUUAGUAGAAAAUUUUGUUAACAACU
This is a messenger RNA of Aegilops tauschii subsp. strangulata, 1278 nucleotides long. Its product is annotated as vacuolar protein sorting-associated protein 60.2-like. The record is from RefSeq and is a predicted model, not a curated record. Gene Ontology annotation, biological process: vesicle budding from membrane; late endosome to vacuole transport via multivesicular body sorting pathway. NCBI's taxonomy places the organism in Eukaryota, Viridiplantae, Streptophyta, Magnoliopsida, Poales, Poaceae. Gene Ontology annotation, cellular component: multivesicular body.